Molecule: messenger RNA, 3585 nt
Organism: Astrephomene gubernaculifera
Lineage: Eukaryota; Viridiplantae; Chlorophyta; Chlorophyceae; Chlamydomonadales; Astrephomenaceae
Source: the annotation of a GenBank genome assembly
CAGCUAGGCAAGCUUGCCAGCGUAAGCGUUCUCGACUUGUGGGUGGGUUGUCUCACGAUGAUUACCUCGAGUCCCUUUCAGGCUGCCUCUGCUUGCCGCUUUUCCGUCACGACAAUCCAGCUGUACCUGAGCUGCCGACGUUCUUAGAGACACAAACGUCUGCUUGGCCAGCUCGGGUGCAGGACUUGCCAGCAGGUGAACAGCCUCCCCAGAUACCGUUUUCGGAGCAGAUAACUUUGGCUUGUGGCCUCGCCGAGUUCGUUCGCGACAACAUGCCAUCACGGGUGUGUGCAGUCUGCAGUGAGUGCAAGUCCGCUUCAGAGGUCCGGGCGCUGCAGUUCAGCGAGAUAGCUGGCGUUGAGCUGCUACGUGCUGACAUGCGGCGGACUGCGGCUGUGCCUCGUUGCGCGCACGUUCUGUAUUGGCGGCGUGUCGAUCGGCGUGAUUGCAAAAACCCGCCGGAUCCCGUACUGCCACGCGGCUACAAGGCCGCUGGUGGUCAGUCGGGCAACGUCGGCGUAGUUGACACAUCCGCUGGCGAGGGCAGCGGCGAGACCAGCAGCGGCCUUGACGACUCUACCGAUGAUCGGCUGUCACGCCGACGACGCUGCGACAUAGACCGUCCUCCAACGUAUGCGCCACGGGUAGGGGUACGGCUGUGUGACGAUAAUCCCGUGGCGGUGGAGGUGCCGUACUGCAUGCGCGCGGAGACGGUACUGCCCAACCGAACGAUGAACGUUUCAGCGGACGGCGUGGAGCGCUUUACGGUCUGCUCGGAAUGCAUACAGGCCUUACAGGGUGGGCGGAUCCCAGAUGGGGCGCUGGCUGGAUGGUUGGAUCCCGGCGACGUACCCCCUGUAAAUCAGCAUGGUCAUUCGCUCGUACCGCUGACGCAUCUGGAGAGCUUGGUGGUGGGCCUCGCUCGCCCUCACAUGCGGCUGCUCGUUGUGCGGCAGCCGGGUACACCCAGCUGGCGCGCGGUGGAUACCUUGCCAGCGGCGUUGCGUGGGCAUACGCUCGCCUUUCCAAACAACGUGCCCAGCGAGCUCCAGCGUGUUGUGCCAUACGCUCCAGCGGAUCUGCCGUCCUUCAUUCAGGUCGUGCUAAUUGAUGCUGUCAAAGAUCGUGCCGACCUCGAGGCCAAAGUGCGGCAGGCACCAUGCUUGAAGAUGCGGGGCCUGGCUAUCGCUGCAUGGGCGGAGUGGGCCGUUCGCGUGAAUCCAAUGGCUCAGGUGGACCACGCUGCACUUCAGCAGUAUCGCGCUCUGGGUGCGGAGCCGACGGUGCCAGAGCCGUUAGUGGCGCACGCGGUGGCUACAGAUGACCCAGACACGGCAGCGGUCAUGCGCGCUGCAUUUGAAGGGGAUCGUGCCGGCAACGCUCGGGUGCGGCAGCAGCAGGAUGAUGUGGAAGCGGCGACGGAGGGCGCGAAUGCAGCAGGUGGUCGAUCGCCUGGUCCGGGUGCUGGUCAGGAGCCAGCGCCGUCUGGUCGUACGCCAAAUAUCCCGGUGACAGGCGUCUUCGCUCGGCCGUCGCCCAUGGCGGCCGCACUAGCCGUGCCGGGCGGUACAGCUGGUGUCGUUGUGUCGCCUGCAGCCGCACUGCAGCCAGACGGAUACAUCGGACCUGGAGUACACAUGCUGGGGCUGGAUGACGUCGAGGUGCACCAUGGGGGCGCAUACUCUACUUUCGACCCUUUAGAUGAUAGUACGGACCCGUCAGCUAUCUUGCAGCGCCUUCAGCAAGGUGGCGUGGUGGUUAGUGCAGCCGGUGGGCGUGGGGCGAGCAACAGCGCCUCAUCGCCAACUCUACGCAUAUCGCAACUGCCUUCGCCGCUCUCCGUCACUACGUUCUCCGCGCACCUGCAAACACACCCGCACCCCAACAAUUCGCCAACAACCGCAACGUGGUCAACCCCCGCGACGUGAAAGGCCGCCUCGGCUGCCUGACCAAUGGCCUCAUCCCCACGCUGCUGCGAGCGUUCCCUGCCACCCUCGCGCUUGCAGGAAGCGCCGCGCUCUACGCAGUCCUCCAGAUCCCCCUGGAAGCCAUCACCCCCAACCUCGUACACGACUAGGACAUCUACGUCAUUGCUCCCACCGCAGCCGCUGGCUUCACGAUCCUUCGCAACGCCAUCCACCUCCUCACCAUGCUGCAAGACGUCCAUAUCCUGCGCAUCAUCGACACCGAGCGCGCCACGACCGUCGUGUGCGACGUCACCAUUGGCAACCGCACCACCCACCAACGCGUUCAAUUCAACAAGCGCGUCGCCCAACACAAGCAUGCCAUCGUCACAGCCUAUGACCUCUCCGUAGUCAUGCUUGCCGUCCUCCUCGACGACCCGGCAGACCCGGACCUCAACACGUACUGCCACGCCCUCUGGUUCUACUCGCUAAUUGUCGGCGCCGCCAUUUCCAUCCCCAGCCAAUUCUCCCUCCGCCGGGCGUCUAAGUACCACGCCCGCGGCUUUCCCCUAUGGAUCACCCGCUACCACCCGGUGGUAUACCUCUCCAACGGCCGCAUCCAGUGCCCGCCUACCGAGCUCGCAUCGGCGGGCGGCAACCUCUUCGUCAUCGCCUACGACGACUUCGCCGCCUUCAUGCGGUGCACGGGCGCGCAGCUCCGCUCCCUGGUCAGCCGCGCCACCAGCAUGGCGUCCACUGAAUGGCGUGACCCCGGCAGCACACUCUCCGCCACCGAAUGGAGCCGCCUGCGCCCGCACCUGCACCGCGCCCAGCUGGACGACGAUGCCCACGUGCUCCACACCAAGUGGAACCCCGCCGCCAUCCCGUGGAUGGGCGAGCGCCGCAACGCCCACUGAGGGGCCGACGUUUUGCUUUGCGGCGUAACGGUACACUUGCGCAGCACUGGGUUUGGUUGGUGUCCGUUUUGCUAAGGGUUACACGGCUGGUUAUAUGGCACUAACUAGACUGUUUGACACCAUGCCGAGCUGUUCAGUUGUUGUUGAAAGGGGCCGACGUCUUGCUUUGCGGCGUAACGGUAACGUCCACUAGAUAACGACCUGCUGUACUUUUAGCAGGAUAGAUCCGACGGCUGGUUGCGCAGCACUGGGUUUGGUUGGUGUCCGUUUUGCUAGGGGUUACACGGCUGGUCACAUGGCACUAACUAAACUGUUUGGCACCAUGCCGAACUGUUCAGUUGUUGUUGAAAGGGGCCGACGUUUUGCUUUGCGGCGUAACGGUAACGUCCACUAGAUAACGACCUGCUGUACUUUUAGCAUGAUAGAUCCGACGGCUGGUUGCACGGCACUGGGUUUGGUUGGUGUCCGUUUUGCUAGGGGUUACACUGCUGGUCACAUGCCACUAACUAGACUGUUUGGCACCAUACCAAGCUGUUCAGUUGUUGUUGACUUGUUGCCAGUUGCCAAAAGACUGGCGACAAUUGAACCAGGUUGUACGCUUGGCAGAGAAUACCUGCCGGCCGAUUGUACGGAGAUUGACUCCUUGUAGCAGCAACAUACCGCCCAUACAUUUGUCGCCUCCUCCCGUUCCACACCACAUACCCAACCUAACUUUCAGCUUACAUAACUCGCUUCCCUUGCCGAGCUACGGGUCGCUCCCGCCG